AUGCGAACACAUGAAGUACAGAAUGGCAGACCACCGACCUUAUAUUCUGAUCGAUCAGCCAGCUACGAUAGGUCUCGUAACUCCGCCGGAUAUAAAGCUAGCAUAUUCCGGUCUCCAGGAAGAAAGCGGAAAAAAUCUAGCAAAGAUUAUACACGUAUCUACAACAACAGCAAAGGAAAUACUGGAACAAAUUCCAGUCAUGAUGCAACCUUAUGUCCAGAAAACUAUCGGGUAAAGCUUGCUGAUUUUGGAUUCAGUAAACUAACGGCGAAACCCGACGUACCUCUUACCACCUUUUGUGGCUCACCGGCGUACGCAGCACCAGAACUUUUUGAGGCUAAAGAUUAUCGCGGUGGUCCUGUGGAUAUGUGGGCCAUGGGGAUCGUGCUGUUUUUUCUCCUAACUGGUCUACUGCCCUACCGCGGAAACACAGUGGGGAUGGUUCGUCGUUUGGUGCUGGAAGACCGCGGACUGAGACCUCAGGAGUGGUUAUCUCCGACGGCUAGUGCAUUGUAUCUACAACUAACAUCCAGGUCACCAGACGACAGACCCACAGCAGCUCAACUUAUUAACCUAGCCAAUUGCGCAGCAGGACAGAGAAAACGAUCAUCCACAGGAAAGUCGGAGGCCAGAGGAGAACAGCGCAAUAUUGAGGGGUGGAGCACUUGGCUAGCAGGACAACGAUUUCCCAAAGAUCUUCCACGAUUCAAUCGAUGUGCACCGAUUCUUUGCAGUUUGAGGGGUGGCCCGUCACUGAACUCCAUCGGAACGACCAGUCUGUCAACCAUCUCACAUAGUAACCAGUAUUCAGAAGUACAGCGUACCUCUGAAACAAAGUACUCGGAUGAAAUGGUGUCAGGCUCCACUUGCACUUCAAUCUCAAUGGGGCUUUCCGAGGCAGAAGAAGCAGAUGUGCCGUGCGAAUUGAGGCCAAUAGGGAAACCACUGAACAAGAAGACGCUAUCAUGUGGUGAUUGCAAUGAUGAGGCCGAAUUGGAAGCAGCUCGUCUGCUCUUGGGUCUUGGGGUGAGCAAGGAAGAAAUCGCCGGAGCCAAGAACCUGGAAUCACGAAGUGCUGUUACUGGAGCCUAUCGAAUCAUUCUACAUCAGAGACACAGAGCCCGUCGUCUCAGUCGAUUGGAUACGUUGGAGAAUACAGACGAUGCAAAGAUCAACCAAGGCAUUUUCUCAUCCGUACCUGACCGGGUAUCCGAACCUGAACCCAGUUUGGGGACGACAGUAACCCAACGAGAAGCGCCCUUGAGCGCGGGAGAUGAGAAAAAAGGGAACACAAGAAAAAGAUGCAGCAAGCGCCACCGACUAUGCACUCUUCUCUAG
Messenger RNA from Dicrocoelium dendriticum, 1338 nucleotides. The record is from the annotation of a GenBank genome assembly. Lineage: Eukaryota; Metazoa; Platyhelminthes; Trematoda; Plagiorchiida; Dicrocoeliidae.